UUUCUUUCAUUCAAAUAGAUACUGCAAUUGACCUCAUUAAAAAAAAUGCUUCGUUGCGUCGUGAUUUGUGCCGUACUGUUCUGCUGCGUGCUCGUCAAAGCAGCGACAUUCAGUGGAUCAUAUAUAAAGUACGCUGCGCCUCGUUUCGCAAUUCAGCCGCAGUAUGUCUCUACUGGUCCCGCUGUUCCAGGAGGCCCUUUGGUCAGAAUUCCAGGAACUUUCGGCGGUCGGAAAGAUUAUGCUCCGGCGCAUUACGUAUCUCAAUUCGCCAAGGUGUUCGAUAGAAUGCGGCGGUCUGGGCGAUCCACUCAAGAAUCUUUCGUAGCUGCCAAAUCGGAUUUGCGAGCCAGAGGCUUGGCACCUUGGGUGUGGCAGGAUGGGAAAUUGCGAAGAGUAGAGAGUCCUGCCCUUUCUGCGAAUUCUGUCUCAGAAGUGCCGAGGGAGAAGGUCGUCAGUUAUCAAAGAACACCUGCAGCUUUGCAGCCUGCACCACCUGUCUUCGAGGAUUUCAGCUAUGUCCAGCAUUUAGGACAAGAUAAUAAAGAUGUCGCGUUAGUCUUCAGUGAAUAUUCCAAGUUCAUCGAUGAAAAUCUGAGGAUUGGACAUGAUGAGGCCUUCCUGGUGACUCUUCAAGAUGGAGAGACUAGUUCUUGUGCUGAAGUGGGAGGCAGGAUGGCUUGUGAGGACAUUUGUGAAGUCAGAAGACCAGCUCUCCAUAAGUUUCAAGUGGACUUUGUUGGUGACUCCCUGGACUUGGACUGCAUCAGGUAUAAGGGUCUGAAGGAAGUCAGGUUGUUCAACAGGACUUUCUGUUCAGGGAAAGCUCUUGGCAUGGAAGAAAUUAGGGAAUCAGAGGCAGAAAAUCAAAUGGAAGAGGCGCCUCAAUCAGUUCUGAAUCCUCUGUUUGAGGAAUUGGAGAUGACUGAGGCUCCUUCUCUUGCCACAGUGAGGCCUUUGAUGUCCUCUUUCAGUCCGAUCCGAAGCCCUGUCCGGGGAAGAGUUGCUCGCCAGGUGGACUUGGCCUCUCCUUUGUGCUUGGGUGUUGGCGAAGAUUCGUUCUAG
This is a messenger RNA of Notodromas monacha, 1062 nucleotides long. The record is from the annotation of a GenBank genome assembly. Lineage: Eukaryota; Metazoa; Arthropoda; Ostracoda; Podocopida; Cyprididae.